GACGGGGAGAGGGAAGGAGCCGACCAAGGCAGGCUGCGACUUCUCCCAGUCACUAGUCUCCACAACUCUCGAGCUCCCUCCUCCGAGCUCCCCGCCCUCCGACUCCGGCGGCGCCUCCUACACGCCAACCAAGUUAUAGAGGAGCGGGAGGGGCGGGGGGGAAGCGCGGGGAUCCGACGGCCGCGCGGCCGCGCGCGCGCGCACGCGUACUGCUCGCUGGGGGCGAGAGAGCUGCGGCGACCGCCUGUGGGGCGAACGGGGUCUCUGAGGAGAGAGAAAGAGGGACUCACGGAAGGGGAAGAGAAGCUCGAAUGUCUCACACCGAAAAGUACCAACAGUGUAGGAAGCCUGUUUUCUUCUUAAGCCUUGCAUCCUAUGCCUCUUGCCUCUCUGAAUCUAAUGGCUUGUGCAGAUGAUAUUCCUGCCACCUCUGGUGGAUGAUGACAGCUGCAGCCCACUGCUCUGGCUAAGCAAGCAUGCCAGAAAGCUUGGAGAACCUCAGCUGCCCUUUACAGAGCAAAAGUAUCCUCUUGAGUAGCUAAAGCUCGGACUUCUAAGUAAGGCAUCAAUGAGGAGAUCAUCCUGACUCUGUUGACAUCCUGAAGUAAUGCUCAGUGCCAAGAAAUCUCUUUGAACUUAAAAAAUCUAUUUGGCAAGGCCUCAUAAUGGGAUUAAUCUUACGAUAUGCUACAGCACCAACAGAUAUUGAAAGUGGAACUGUGUAUGAUUGUGGAAAACUGGCCUUCAGUCCAUCAACUCUGCUGAUUAAUAUCACUGAUCAAGUUUAUGAAUAUAAAUACAAGAGAGAAAUAAGCCAGCAUAACAUCAAUCCUCACCAAGGCAAUGCUAUACUUGAAAAGAUGACAUUUGAUCCAGAAAUCUUCUUCAAUGUUUUACUGCCACCAAUUAUAUUUCACGCAGGAUACAGCCUAAAGAAGAGACACUUUUUUCAAAACUUAGGAUCUAUUUUAACAUAUGCCUUCUUGGGAACUGCCAUCUCCUGUAUCGUCAUAGGGUUAAUUAUGUAUGGCUUUGUGAAAGCUAUGGUAUAUGCUGGCCAGUUGAAAACUGGAGACUUCCAUUUCACUGACUGUUUGUUUUUUGGUUCACUGAUGUCAGCUACAGAUCCAGUGACAGUGCUGGCCAUUUUCCAUGAACUGCACGUCGACCCCAACCUGUACACACUCCUGUUUGGGGAGAGUGUGUUGAAUGAUGCAGUGGCCAUCGUCCUCACAUAUUCGAUAUCCAUUUACAGCCCCAAGGAGAAUCCAAAUACAUUUGAUGCUGCAGCAUUCUUCCAGUCCGUGGGGAAUUUCCUGGGGAUCUUCGCCGGCUCAUUUGCAAUGGGGUCUGCAUAUGCUGUUGUCACCGCACUGUUGACCAAAUUUACCAAACUCUGUGAGUUCCCUCUGCUGGAAACCGGCCUGUUUUUCCUCCUGUCUUGGAGCGCCUUCCUGUCUGCGGAGGCUGCCGGCCUGACAGGAAUAGUUGCUGUUCUCUUCUGUGGAGUCACGCAGGCACAUUAUACCUACAACAAUCUGUCGUCGGAUUCCAAAAUGAGGACUAAACAGUUGUUUGAAUUUAUGAACUUCUUGGCUGAGAAUGUCAUCUUCUGUUACAUGGGCCUGGCGCUAUUCACGUUCCAGAAUCAUAUCUUUAAUGCUCUUUUUAUACUCGGAGCCUUUCUCGCAAUUUUUAUUGCCAGAGCCUGCAACAUAUAUCCCCUCUCCUUCCUCUUGAAUCUGGGCCGGAAACAGAAGAUCCCCUGGAAUUUUCAGCACAUGAUGAUGUUCUCAGGUUUACGAGGAGCAAUAGCAUUUGCCCUGGCUAUUCGGGACACAGAAUCUCAGCCCAAACAAAUGAUGUUUACCACCACACUGCUCCUUGUGUUCUUCACAGUCUGGGUGUUUGGAGGAGGAACAACCCCCAUGCUGACUUGGCUUCAGAUCAGAGUUGGUGUGGACCUGGAUGAAGAUCUGAAGGAGGAGCCCACCUCACACCAGGAAGCAAAUAACUUGGAUAAAAACACAACCAAAACAGAGAGUGCUUGGCUCUUCAGAAUGUGGUACAGCUUUGACCAUAAAUAUCUGAAACCAAUUUUAACCCACGCUGGUCCUCCACUGACCACAACAUUACCUGAAUGGUGCGGUCCAAUUUCCAGGUUGCUCACCAGUCCGCAGGCCUACGGGGAACAGCUCAAAGAGGAAGAUGUGGAAUGCAUUGUGAAUCAGGACGAACUGGCCAUGAGUUACCAGGAGCAAGCCACCUCGCCCUGCAGCCCUCCUGCAAGCCUGGACCAGAAAGCUUCCCCACAGACUCCAAGCAAGGACAACAUUUACGAGGGGGACCUCGGCCUAGGAGGCUACGAACUCAAGCUUGAGCAGACGCCGGGUCAGUCCCAGCUGAACUAAUGGUGAAUGGUGCAGAUGUAAUCCCAAGUCAUGGGGGGCUCCUGAAGGAAUACAAGCCAAGCUGGGGAGGCAGUGGUGAGGAGGGGCUGGACGAUGCAGUUAAGAACAUACAUUGGAGAGAAUCAAAACCUUGUCACAAGUAUCCUCUGGUGCCUGAAGAAGUGAGAAUUUAUUAUCAUCCCUUUAUAUUAUGCAACUGAAUCUAAGUUUCUGACAGCAGCCAUUUUUAUUAGUGAAUUGGGGGGGUAGGGUGGGGAGGGUUGAGACGGGAGGGAGUCAGGAAUCUAGCUGCUACAUGGAUGGAACAGAGGUGCUGGGUCUGCAGGUGUUUCUUUUCGGUAGGUAGCUCUCCAGGCCCUUCGUUUCGAUUUCGGAUUUUAUUCCCUUCAUUAGGGAGAGUUUAAAAAUCAGGGGGUAAAAGUUUCUGAGCAUAAACAUGUGGGCUCCUAAGCUGAAGGGAAUGCCCAGUUAUUUAGUAAGUGAAAUUUGUAUAUUAUAAAGACCUAGACUCUCACUUGCUCUUAAUGACUUCAGAGCUAUUUGCAAAGCCCACACAAGGGAUCGAUACCACUGCUGAUGGCCUCACAGAACCCCUGCUGGGUGGUGGCCCGCUGUUCUCCGUGGCGUUCUUCUCAAGCCACUUCUCCUAUUGAAGGAAGGGGUUGGUUGGUUAUAGCUGGGCAUACACUGCACUCAAUGCAGUUCUACUCUGCAACUUGGUAGGACCCCCCCCCCCCCCAGGGAAAGCUGUUUUCUUCUCCCCAUACUAUAUUUUAUCUAAAGAAUGAGCCUUCCUAUCCCUGCUUGCAUUUGAGUCACUUCUUGGCCCUUUGGCAGGUCCCCUCUGUAUGCUGGGUAAUGAGAUUCACAGUACAGGUUGUCUCUACAUGGCAGGAGCCAGUGCAGGAAUCCCAACCUGUCCUCCGAUUCCAACACUCACAGCUGAUGAGCAAAAGCAGAAGCUAGAGGAGCAGAGCUGAUGAUGCGUAGACCACACUGAGGAGGCAAGGACGCAGCAUCAGGACUCCCCUUGUGAGAGGUGGCUCAUGGCCCAUGACAGGGAGACCAACACAAUAGCUUUUAAUUCAGCUGCAUGACCUGUGCCUUUGAAGCCAUAAAGAUACCUCAAACCUAGCUUUUCUUGAAAUCUUAGAUGUUAAUAUUAAAGUCCAAAAAAAGUAGGCUCCAAUCUUCAGUGCCCAGGCUAUGAUGGGUCCGCUUCUGGAGGAGGUAGGAAAUGAUGUAUUCCUCAGGCCCAAAGCUCAGAAGUAACAUAUGCUUUGCUCACCAGUUGUUAGGCUAUUAACCACGGUGGUGUCAGGCACACUGCUAUGUACAUCGAUUUUCUUACUUUCUAAACAGUACAGGGCACAAAUUGUUUUAUACUCAGCUAAGUAUAAUCUGGUCAUUCCAGGUAAAUAUGGCAAAUGGCAAAGCAUGAAGUUUUCUAAUGUGAC
Messenger RNA from Zalophus californianus (California sea lion), 3868 nucleotides. It is a transcript of the gene SLC9A9, whose product is annotated as solute carrier family 9 member A9. Gene Ontology annotation, molecular function: sodium:proton antiporter activity. The transcript is spliced from 18 exons. The coding region runs from base 666 to 2411 and encodes 581 amino acids. Gene Ontology annotation, cellular component: recycling endosome; membrane. NCBI's taxonomy places the organism in Eukaryota, Metazoa, Chordata, Mammalia, Carnivora, Otariidae. The record is from RefSeq and is a predicted model, not a curated record. Gene Ontology annotation, biological process: proton transmembrane transport; regulation of pH; sodium ion transport.